UCCCUUUGGACGGCUAUGCGCAUGCGUCUGUUGCUGCACAUGCGUGUGGGGGAGGGCAAAGGCGCCGGGGGCCUGCGGGCGCGCGUGCGCAGUAGCGGUUGGACGCGGCCCGGGAUGUCCGGCCGGGUGAAGCGGGAGCGGGAGGCCCGGGCGCCCCCGCGGAGCUCGGGCCGGGUGAAGCGGGAGCCGGCGGCGUCGCGCGGCUCCUCCCGAGGGAAGCGCGAGGCGGAGCCCGAGCGGGUCCGGGUGAAGCGCGAGCCCGAGGACGGGCCGCCCCGGGCCAAGCGGGAGCGCGAGGCCGAGGAGGAGCCGGAGCCGGAGCCGGAGCCGACAGUGAGAUAUGGCCGAUUUGACCCCGAGGACCGGCGCAGCAGACACUGCCCAUACCUGGACACUAUUAACAGGAGUGUUCUGGACUUUGACUUUGAGAAGCUGUGCUCCAUCUCACUCUCGCAUAUAAAUGUCUAUGCUUGCCUGGUGUGUGGGAAAUACUUCCAGGGCCGUGGGUUGAAGUCUCAUGCUUACAUUCACAGCGUACAGUUCAGCCAUCACGUCUUUCUGAACCUCCACACGCUCAAGUUCUACUGUCUGCCAGACAACUACGAGAUCAUUGACUCCUCGCUGGAGGACAUCACUUAUGUGUUGAAGCCCACUUUCACCAAGCAGCAAAUUGCCAAUUUGGACAAACAAGCCAAACUUUCGCGGGCAUAUGAUGGCACCACUUACCUGCCUGGCAUUGUGGGGCUGAACAACAUCAAGGCCAAUGACUAUGCCAAUGCAGUACUCCAGGCCCUGUCUAACGUCCCACCUCUGCGGAACUACUUCCUGGAGGAGGAGAACUACAGGAACAUCAAGCGCCCACCAGGGGACAUCAUGUUCCUGCUCGUCCAGAGGUUUGGAGAGCUGAUGAGGAAGCUGUGGAACCCCCGAAAUUUCAAGGCUCACGUCUCUCCCCAUGAAAUGCUGCAGGCCGUGGUCCUGUGCAGUAAGAAGACCUUCCAGAUUACCAAGCAAGGUGAUGGCGUUGACUUCCUCUCCUGGUUUCUAAAUGCCUUGCACUCUGCUCUUGGUGGGACAAAGAAGAAGAAAAAGACCAUUGUGACCGACGUGUUCCAAGGCUCCAUGCGGAUCUUUACCAAAAAGCUUCCGCACCCUGACCUGCCAGCAGAGGAGAAGGAGCAGCUGCUGCAAAAUGACGAGUACCAGGAGACAAUGGUGGAAUCCACCUUCAUGUACCUGACCCUCGACCUCCCCACCGCUCCGCUGUACAAGGACGAGAAGGAGCAGCUGAUCAUCCCCCAGGUGCCGCUCUUCAACAUCCUGGCCAAGUUCAACGGCAUCACUGAGAAGGAGUAUAAAACCUACAAGGAGAAUUUCCUCAAGCGUUUCCAGCUGACCAAGCUGCCUCCCUACCUCAUCUUCUGCAUCAAGAGGUUCACCAAGAACAACUUCUUUGUGGAGAAGAACCCCACUAUCGUCAACUUCCCCAUCACGAACGUGGAUCUCCGGGAGUACCUGUCCGAGGAGGUGCAGGCCGUGCACAAGAACACCACCUAUGACCUUAUCGCCAACAUCGUGCAUGAUGGGAAACCCACCGAGGGCUCCUACAGAAUUCACGUGCUGCAUCACGUGCGUGACCAAAGGGGUGGGGUUCAGGGUCUGCUGGACACUGUGGGGGCUGGAGUAGCAUGCACAGCUCCCCUCGUCCCUGCUAGCCCAGUGGCUUGCAGUGUUCCCUUGGGGUGUGACUGCUCUAGUCUCUGGGGGAUUUAGCCUACGCAGAGGAUGGCUGACACUAACUUGCUGCCUAAGGCUGAUCCCUCGCAGCUGCUGUAGCCGGGAGCUGAGGAGCUCUCCCCAGUUCGUUCUCUACCCUGCACAGCAGCCGAGGGCAGCAUUUAGGGCUUGCCCCAGCAACUCUGCUCGCUGAAUAGCCCCACAACUGACCUCAGGUAGCAGCUGGCCAUAACCUGCUCUCCCAGUCCAGACGCAUCUUGCUGAGAUGUGCUGGGAAACCAGUUUGCCCACCCCUGGGCUUCUGUGCUCGUCGCUUGGUGCCUAUAUGGAUGAUUGCUCGGGGAGCUGGGGAUGAACUUCCUAGUGCAUGCUUUGCUCUGUUGCUAUGGUGAGGCUGAAAGCAAGAGGCUGGGCAGAGUGGAUCUCUGGCACCAUGCUGGAGCCUGGUGUGUCAGAACUAGCGCCAUGGUAAGACCUGCUGUCACAACUCUCCUCACCCCUUUUGCAAUGGCUUUUGGCAGGGCACGGGCAAGUGGUAUGAGCUGCAGGACUUACAGGUGACCGAUAUCCUGCCCCAGAUGAUAACGCUCUCAGAGGCCUAUAUCCA
This is a messenger RNA of Chelonia mydas (Green sea turtle), 2344 nucleotides long. It is a transcript of the gene USP39, whose product is annotated as ubiquitin specific peptidase 39. Bases 16 to 1773 code for a protein of 585 amino acids. The transcript is spliced from 11 exons. NCBI's taxonomy places the organism in Eukaryota, Metazoa, Chordata, Testudines, Cheloniidae. Gene Ontology annotation, biological process: mRNA processing; protein deubiquitination; spliceosomal complex assembly. Gene Ontology annotation, molecular function: cysteine-type deubiquitinase activity; zinc ion binding. The record is from RefSeq and is a predicted model, not a curated record.